Nomascus leucogenys (northern white-cheeked gibbon) is the source of this 1773-nucleotide messenger RNA. It is a transcript of the gene LIAS, whose product is annotated as lipoic acid synthetase. Lineage: Eukaryota; Metazoa; Chordata; Mammalia; Primates; Hylobatidae. Gene Ontology annotation, molecular function: lipoate synthase activity; 4 iron, 4 sulfur cluster binding. The record is from RefSeq and is a predicted model, not a curated record. Gene Ontology annotation, biological process: lipoate biosynthetic process. Gene Ontology annotation, cellular component: mitochondrion.
UCGUGGAGCAGCUUGGCUGCUUUGUCAUAAACGGAGCGACGUAUUUUCCACCUGUCCUUUACCAGGAGUUAGCGAUCCCUCAACCCCUGCACUGCGCUAGUGCUAAAGAGGAAAUGUCUCUACGCUGCGGGGAUGCAGCCCGCACCCUGGGGCCCCGGGUAUUUGGGAGAUAUUUUUGCCACCCAGUCAGACCGUUAAGUUCCUUGCCAGAUAAAAAAAAGGAACUCUUACAGAAUGGACCAGACCUUCAAGAUUUUGUAUCUGGUGAUCUUGCAGACAGGAGCACCUGGGAUGAAUAUAAAGGAAACCUAAAACGCCAGAAAGGAGAAAGGUUAAGACUACCUCCAUGGCUAAAGACAGAGAUUCCCAUGGGGAAAAAUUACAAUAAACUGAAAAGUACUUUGCGGAAUUUAAAUCUCCAUACAGUAUGUGAGGAAGCUCGAUGUCCCAAUAUUGGAGAGUGUUGGGGAGGUGGAGAAUAUGCCACCGCCACAGCCACAAUCAUGUUGAUGGGUGACACAUGUACAAGAGGUUGCAGAUUUUGUUCUGUUAAGACUGCAAGAAAACCUCCUCCACUGGAUGCCAGUGAGCCCUACAAUACUGCAAAGGCAAUUGCAGAAUGGGGUCUGGAUUAUGUCGUCCUGACAUCUGUGGAUCGAGAUGAUAUGCCUGAUGGGGGAGCUGAACACAUUGCAAAGACUGUAUCAUAUUUAAAGGAAAGGAAUCCAAAAAUCCUUGUGGAAUGUCUUACUCCUGAUUUUCGAGGUGAUCUCAAAGCAAUAGAAAAAGUUGCUCUGUCAGGAUUAGAUGUGUAUGCACAUAAUGUAGAAACAGUCCCGGAAUUACAGAGUAAGGUUCGUGAUCCUCGGGCCAAUUUUGAUCAGUCCCUACGUGUAUUGAAACAUGCCAAGAAGGUUCAGCCCGAUGUUAUUUCUAAAACAUCUAUAAUGUUGGGUUUAGGCGAGAAUGAUGAGCAAGUAUAUGCAACAAUGAAAGCACUUCGUGAGGCAGAUGUAGACUGCUUGACUUUAGGACAAUAUAUGCAGCCAACAAGGCGUCACCUUAAGGUUGAAGAAUAUAUUACUCCUGAAAAAUUCAAAUACUGGGAAAAAGUAGGAAAUGAACUUGGAUUUCAUUAUACUGCAAGUGGCCCUUUGGUGCGUUCUUCAUAUAAAGCAGGUGAAUUUUUCCUGAAAAAUCUAGUGGCUAAAAGAAAAACAAAAGCCCUCUAAAACUUCAACAAGACCUUCAAGAUCAAAGAAAUUUUUAAAAUUGGAUUCCAGUUAAUAACAGAGGUGGUGCCAGAAUGCCUGGACUGCAGUGGAUGUACCCCACCUCUUUGCUUAAAAAAAAAAAAAAAAAAUGUCAAUAGCCAGGCGUAGUGGCUCACGCCUGUAAUCCCAGCACUUUAGGACGCCAAGGCGGGUGGAUCACCUGAGGUCAGGAGUUCGAGACCAGCCUGGCCAACAUGGUGAAACCCUGUCUCCACUAAAAACACAAAAAUUAGUCAGGUGUGAUGGUGGGCGCCUGUAAUCCCAGCUACUCGGGAGGCUAAGGCAGGAGAAUUGCUUGAACCUGGGAGGGGGAGGUUGCAGUGAGCCAAGAUCGCUCCAUUGCCCUCCAGCCUGGGUGACAAGAGCAAAACUCCAUCUCAGAUAAAAAGGAAAAAAAAGUCAAUAAACUGUACAAAUUUAAUUACAGUAAUUCAUUUGGCUUUUAGUGUAUCUUCUUUGUCCCAAUUAAACAGUUGCUUGCUGUGAUGUAAUCUUAAAA